AUGAUGUCUUACCUCAAACAACCCCCGUACGCCAUGAACGGGCUGGGCCUAGCUGGCCCAGCCAUGGACCUCCUGCACCCCUCUGUGGGCUAUCCUGCCACUCCGCGGAAGCAGCGACGGGAACGCACCACCUUCACGCGCUCGCAACUGGACGUGCUGGAGGCGCUUUUCGCCAAGACUCGCUACCCAGACAUCUUCAUGCGGGAGGAGGUGGCGCUCAAGAUCAACCUGCCUGAGUCCAGAGUCCAGGUUUGGUUCAAGAACCGCCGCGCCAAGUGCCGCCAGCAGCAGCAGAGCGGGAACGGAACGAAAAGCCGGCCGGUCAAGAAGAAGUCGUCUCCAGUGCGGGAGAGCUCGGGCUCGGAGAGCAGCGGCCAGUUCACGCCGCCUGCUGUGUCUAGCUCUGCCUCCUCGUCUAGUUCAGUGUCCAGUGCCUCCGCCAAUCCGGCGGCUGCUGCGGCCGCGGGCCUGGGUGGGAACCCGGUGGCUGCCGUGUCCUCUUUGAGUACGCCUACCGCUUCGUCCAUCUGGAGCCCGGCCUCCAUCUCGCCAGGCUCAGCGCCGGCAUCCGUGUCCGUGCCAGAGCCACUGGGCGCGCCAAGCAACGCCUCGUGUAUGCAGCGCUCGGUAGCGGCAGGUGCUGCCACUGCAGCGGCCUCCUACCCCAUGUCCUAUGGCCAGGGCGGAAGCUACGGCCAGGGCUACCCCGCACCCUCCUCUUCUUACUUUGGCGGUGUAGACUGCAGCUCCUACCUAGCGCCCAUGCAUUCUCAUCACCACCCGCACCAGCUGAGCCCCAUGGCACCCUCCUCCAUGGCUGGUCACCACCACCACCACCCGCAUGCACACCACCCACUGAGUCAAUCUUCAGGUCACCACCACCACCAUCACCACCACCACCACCACCAAGGUUACGGAGGCUCUGGGCUCGCCUUCAACUCUGCCGACUGCUUGGAUUACAAGGAGCCUGCCGCUGCCGCUGCUUCCUCUGCCUGGAAACUCAACUUCAACUCUCCCGACUGUCUGGACUAUAAGGACCAAGCCUCGUGGCGGUUCCAGGUCUUGUGAGCCCAGGAGUGAGAGGAAGUGGAGAAGAAACGCAACUACCUGCGCCCUCCGUGGUCCCCAUCCUGUUGCUGCUGCUGCACCGCUCGCCUUCGCCUUGGCUUUUCCAAAACUGAAUUUUCACGCCCCCAAGACGUCCAUUGCCUGCACUGCCGCUCCCGUCUUUGUGCCAUUUGCUUGGGUUGGGGGGGGGUGUAGACCCCUCUCCCCCUUGGAGGUGGGGCCCGGUGCUUCAACUUGGCCCUCAGUUUCUUCAUGGGAUGGCAGUGUGCUCUCCCGCUCGACUCGUGCGUCACCCCUUCAAGUCUUUCUGGACAGCUUUUCUGCACCUGGAGCCUUCUGAGGCUCCUCGCCCUGACCCUCUCUGUUUUGAGCUCAACAGUUUUAUUUAUUCUUUCUGGACACUGAAGUCACUAACUGGCAUAUUAUCUACUGUUUGGAGUGCGCCCAUACACACUCCUCCAAAUCAAACCCACCACUGUCUCUCCUAGCAGACUGUCUCCCUUCAGCUGCCCUUGAUCCAGCCUCCCCAUCUGCAGGCCAGAGCGUCCAGCAUGUCCACCUCCCCAAUGGUGAGCGCUGAGCCAGGCCUUUGGGAGGAGGGUGCCCCAGCCUCCUUCCCUGCCCUGCGCUGGACUGAUUCAAGCUUCUGCCUCGGCGGGAAUGCUGUACAUAGUCGGGUCCGUUCCAGGGACCACUUAAACUUUUUAGUUGCUGUUGGUUGAACUGAGCAUCUCUCUUGUUUUAGC
Molecule: messenger RNA, 1814 nt
Organism: Alexandromys fortis (reed vole)
Lineage: Eukaryota; Metazoa; Chordata; Mammalia; Rodentia; Cricetidae
Gene: Otx1
Product: orthodenticle homeobox 1
Exons: 3
Coding region: 1-1068 (355 amino acids)
Biological process (GO): regulation of transcription by RNA polymerase II; multicellular organism development
Cellular component (GO): nucleus
Molecular function (GO): RNA polymerase II cis-regulatory region sequence-specific DNA binding; DNA-binding transcription factor activity, RNA polymerase II-specific
Source: RefSeq, a predicted model, not a curated record